AGGGUUUUGCUCAGAAGCCAUCAAACUCAAAAGGCCGAGAGAGAGAACGCCACUCUGCGUUCCCCUCGCCACAGCAAGAGAGAGAGAGAGAAAACACCACCCCGAAAUGGCACCAAAAAAGGUUGGAAAAGCUCCAGUACCGGCCAAGAAGAAGGCGGAGAAGGUUGUGAAUCCAUUGUUUGAAAAGCGGCCCAAACAAUUUGGAAUUGGUGGUGCAUUGCCACCUAAAAAGGAUUUGCACAGGUUUGUUAAAUGGCCAAAGGUAGUUCGUAUCCAAAGGCAGCGCAGGAUUCUGAAGCAACGUCUGAAGGUCCCUCCUGCUUUGAACCAGUUUACAAAGACGCUUGACAAGAAUGUUGCGACAAACCUGUUCAAGAUGCUGCUGAAGUAUCGGCCAGAAGACAAAGCUGCCAAGAAGGAAAGGCUUUUGAAGAGGGCUCAGGCUGAGGCUGAAGGGAAACCAGUGGAGAUCAAAAAGCCAAUCGUUGUAAAAUAUGGCAUUAAUCACGUGACCUAUCUUAUUGAGCAGAACAAGGCCCAGUUGGUAGUCAUUGCACAUGAUGUGGACCCAAUUGAGCUUGUUGUAUGGCUACCUGCCUUGUGCCGGAAAAUGGAGAUCCCUUACUGCAUUGUGAAAGGCAAAGCACGUCUUGGAGCGGUUGUUCACAAGAAAACAGCUACAGCUCUUUGUCUCACUUCUGUGAAGAACGAAGACAAACUAGAGUUUAGCAAGAUAAUUGAAGCUGUCAAGGCCAACUUCAAUGACAAAUAUGAUGAGCACAGGAAAAAGUGGGGCGGUGGCAUUAUGGGUUCUAAAUCUCAGGCCAAGACUAAAGCCAAAGAAAAGCUCCUAGCUAAGGAAGCUGCUCAAAGAAUGAGUUAGGAUCAGGCCUGAGCCGGUAUAUCUAGGAAACAAUUGGCAGAAUUGUUUUGUUAAUUAGGAGAUUAUAGCUGAACAAAAUUCCUCGUUUAAUCUUUGGGGCAUUUUUUGGUUUCGAUUUUGUGUCAUCUGAGGAACUGCUUCUAAGAAGUUUAUGGUCAUAAUUUUUGCUACUGUUAAUCGGUCUCAUGUUUUUCCCUUCCUGUAGCGUGGGACAAGAGUAUUGGACGUCUGAUUGUUCUGAUAUAGACAAGUAUUGUCACGAUCAUCCUCUA
Molecule: messenger RNA, 1155 nt
Organism: Nymphaea colorata (pocket water lily)
Lineage: Eukaryota; Viridiplantae; Streptophyta; Magnoliopsida; Nymphaeales; Nymphaeaceae
Product: 60S ribosomal protein L7a-2-like
Exons: 7
Coding region: 107-883 (258 amino acids)
Biological process (GO): ribosome biogenesis
Cellular component (GO): ribonucleoprotein complex
Source: RefSeq, a predicted model, not a curated record